Molecule: messenger RNA, 777 nt
Organism: Gracilinanus agilis (Agile Gracile Mouse Opossum)
Lineage: Eukaryota; Metazoa; Chordata; Mammalia; Didelphimorphia; Didelphidae
Gene: TAL1
Product: TAL bHLH transcription factor 1, erythroid differentiation factor
Exons: 4
Coding region: 1-777 (258 amino acids)
Biological process (GO): regulation of transcription by RNA polymerase II
Molecular function (GO): RNA polymerase II cis-regulatory region sequence-specific DNA binding; protein dimerization activity; DNA-binding transcription factor activity, RNA polymerase II-specific
Source: RefSeq, a predicted model, not a curated record
AUGGGCUUAGGCUUACAAAUGAGGAAUCUAUUUCGGAUUCCCCUUUCCCAGAGAAAUCAAGAGAAAGGUGACAGUGGGGACCUGGAAUGUCAGAGCUGGGGAGCUGGCGGAGCCCUGGAGGGGAAGAGGAGGGGUGUGGGCGAGGGACUUUGGGGCCAAACUUUAGUGCACGCCCUCUCGGCCCCAGCGGGUGCGAAGGUCCUACUUUUACGGGGAAGCGGGUUUUUCGGGGAGCCAGACCCCUUCCCCGUGUUCACCAGCAACAAUCGCGUCAAGAGGAGGCCUUCGCCCUACGAAGUGGAGAUCAAUGACGGCCCCCACACCAAGGUCGUCCGACGAAUCUUCACCAAUAGUCGGGAGCGAUGGAGACAACAAAACGUUAACGGGGCAUUUGCUGAGCUCCGAAAACUUAUCCCCACUCAUCCACCAGAUAAGAAGCUCAGCAAAAAUGAGAUACUUCGUCUGGCUAUGAAAUAUAUCAACUUCUUGGCCAAGCUCCUCAAUGACCAAGAGGAGGAGGGCAGCCAGCGGGGCCGGGCGGCCAAGGACGCUGUGGGGACUGGCGGCGCUGGCAGCGGAGGGGCUGGGACAGGCCCCGGGGCUGGGCCGGCCCCGGACGAUCUCCUUCACGAUGCUCUCUCGCCUAACUCCAGCUGCGGCAGCUCCCUGGAUGGCGCCGCGAGCCCCGACAGCUACACAGAGGAUUCUGAGCCGAAGCACCCAACGCGAAGCCUCCAUCCCGCCCUGUUGCCUGCCGACGGCACCGGCCCACGAUGA